Lampris incognitus (smalleye Pacific opah) is the source of this 3994-nucleotide messenger RNA. It is a transcript of the gene epn1a, whose product is annotated as epsin 1a. The record is from RefSeq and is a predicted model, not a curated record. The transcript is spliced from 13 exons. Lineage: Eukaryota; Metazoa; Chordata; Actinopteri; Lampriformes; Lampridae. The coding region runs from base 387 to 2342 and encodes 651 amino acids. Gene Ontology annotation, molecular function: phospholipid binding; clathrin binding. Gene Ontology annotation, cellular component: clathrin vesicle coat; endosome; plasma membrane. Gene Ontology annotation, biological process: endocytosis.
UUAGCGCUAGGUUAGCUUCCUUGUUAGCCAGUGUAAUGUUAGCCUACAGCGGCAGCAGCGGCGCCUAAUGAGCAGCGAGGGGCAGCACAAGCGUCGGCCGGUAACUGGCUCCUUCGCUCAGUCUGGCGAGCGACUUCUCAUCCGCCUCGGCUUAGCGACGUGACGCGUGGGUUUCGACGCUUCUCUUGUUUUUAUCCCCUUGAACCUGUGGUUUCGGGACCCAAUGUCGCCGCAGGGAGAAACAGGCUGAGAGAGCGCUCCAUGAACGGGUGGCACUGGGAGAAAAAAAAAAGAGAGAGAACAAGAGAUACCGAGAAAAGAGAUCCCUAUCCUUUACCAUUCUUGAGUAACAGAUUACAGUGGAGCCUGACAGCCAGACGGUUGCCAUGUCGACUUCAUCGCUGCGGCGACAAGUGAAGAACAUUGUCCAUAACUAUUCAGAGGCUGAAAUCAAGGUUAGAGAGGCGACGUCCAAUGACCCAUGGGGCCCCAGCAGCUCUCUGAUGUCAGAGAUAGCAGAUCUGACCUACAAUGUUGUGGCCUUUUCUGAAAUCAUGAGCAUGGUUUGGAAACGCCUCAAUGACCACGGAAAGAACUGGAGACAUGUGUACAAGGCUAUGACUCUUAUGGAGUACCUUAUCAAGACGGGUUCAGAGCGCGUCGCCCAACAAUGCCGAGAAAAUAUCUACGCAGUCCAGACCCUCAAGGACUUCCAAUAUAUAGACAGAGAUGGCAAAGACCAGGGGGUGAACGUACGAGAGAAGGCCAAGCAGCUGGUGACACUGUUGAAAGAUGAAGAGAGACUAAGAGAAGAGAGAAUCCAUGCCCUAAAAACCAAAGAGAAGAUGGCACAGACCUCCAGUGCCUCCUCAGCCCCCUCAGCGCCAGGGCUGGGGGGCAGCCUGUCACUGGGCUCCCACUCUGGAGGGGCUGACCCUGAGCAAGCUUGGCCUCAGAGUUCUGGAGAGGAGGACCUACAACUCCAGCUGGCAUUGGCCAUGAGCAAAGAAGAGGCAGAACAGAAUAGCAUGGCCCCUCUGGAGGACGCAGAGCUCCGCUAUGCACUCACAAUCAGCAAGGAGAUUCACCAAAAGGAGGAGCGACUGCGCAGAGGUGACGACCUGAGACUGCAGAUGGCCAUUGAGGAGAGCAAGAGGGAGAAGCCUAAGCCAGAGGAGAGUGCUCUCAUGGAACUGAGUGCUGUGGACCCGUGGGGGGCCCCUGCCGCUACUGCCUCAGUAGGCUCUGCAGGGCCCUCACCACCACCCACAGUCCCUGCCCCCUCUGCCUCAGGGCCUUGGGGCGCAGCCUCCACAGACCCAUGGGGUGCAGCGUCACCCACAUCUCCCCCGAGCUCGGAUCCCUGGGGCGGAGGAGCCCCACCUACGAUAGCCCCUCCUGCAGACCCGUGGGGCGAGACGUCCCACAGAGUUAACAAUGUUGACCCCUGGGGAACCUCAGCUGUGACCCCCCCCAGUGCUGACCCCUGGGGCCCGACAGUGCCUCCAAGCACUUCCUCCUCGGGGGGGCCAGUAGACCCUUGGGCAGGGGACGGGGCCGCCCCUGCCUCUGACCCUAUCACCUCUGACAUCUGGAGUGGCACCGCCAAACACACUAACGGCACAGGAGAUCCAGACAGGCGAGAGUCUGCAGCAAAUGCCAGCGACAGCACAGGCUCCCCAGUGCCCUUCGACCUUUCAUCUCUUGGUACCUCACUUCCUGUUCGUAAGACUCCAGAGUCCUUCCUGGGCCCCAAUGCAGCGCUGGUGGAUCUUGACUCCCUGGUGUGCUCCAAACCCAAGCCCAAACAGCCGCCUCCUCCCUCCAUCUCUUCCUCUUCAGCGCACAAUCCUUUCCUCCAGAACACAGGCUCGUCUCCUGCCCCCGGCAUGGCGGUGACUCCAGGCAGUGCCAUCUCCAGUAGGGGAGUUUCUCCAACACCGCCUGCUUCCUCCAACCCGUUUGGCGUGGCUGCCCCCAUGACCUCCAUCUCGCCUCAGCCCUCAUCACUGGGCCUGAGCAGCCUCCGCACCAGCCCGGUACCGCCCAACCCCAUGCUGGGCAUGGCACCCCCCGGAAUGGGCAUGGGGUCAAUGGGCGUGAGUAUGGGAGCUCCAGGAAUGGGCCUGGGCGUGAUGCAGGCCAGCCCCAUGGGAAUGCCCUACAGCGGGCUUUCGCCUAUGGCUCCCCCAGGCUCGGCUCUUUUCAUGGGGCCUGGCGGAGCACCACCACCUCAGCUGAUUUUGGGGGGCCCCACUGGAACUGGAGGUGCUUUGGGGGCAGGAGGGUCAGUGGGGGGUGGAGGAACGACAGGAGCGAGCACCAAUCCUUUUCUUCUCUGAGGGAGUGUCCACACCACUUCCCAAGCCUGGUUCCACCCCCAACCCUGAUCUGUCCUCCUUCAACACAAACAAUUUAUGUGUCCAAAAAGAAAUGUGUGUACAUCUCUAUAUUUAAAGAAAAGCGAAAAUCAAAAUUUAUUUUCGUUUCUUGUCUCAAAGCAUUACAAUUUAAUUUCUUUCUGCUCAGAAGAUUUAAUUUUUUUCCCCCCACAUAUUAUUUAGUUCCUUUCAUUUCAACACGGGGGGGCGGGGGGGGGGGGGGCUGGGUGAAAGAUAGAGAUCUAUUUAUUUAGUUUUUAAUUCUGUUCUGUUGUGUUGUACAUGUUGUGAGUUGUUUGUUUCAGUCCUCGGCUGAAGGUGGGUCUGUGAGAGCGGGCGGACUCGGUAGCGUCACUGCGCUCUAUUUUAAACCGGAGGCACUGACGACAGAGAGAGAGGGAAAGGGGACAUAGCCACUAACAAACUGAACAGAAACAGACUCAUACCUCCCUGUUCCUCUUCUCUCUGCAGAACGAGGAAGCGCUGAAAUGAAACGAGUGCAUGAAGGAUGAUUUUAUAAACGAACUCGGGACUGAGAUCUGAACUGAAAAACAACAUGCUUGUGUUAACAUGUCAGGCACAGUGCGGGCAAUUUGUUCAGCUAUUUCACUUUUAAUUUAAUGUUAAAUGUAAUUUAUUUUUUCCACUUUUGGGAACAAAAACAAAAAAAAAAUCAUGCGCAAUGACACCAUUAAAUAAAAUGUCUUUUCUGUAUGUGAAAGAGGUCCUAUAGAAAGAUGGGAUGUUCAUGGCAGUGGCGGCUGGUGCUAAAAAUGUUGGGGGGGGGCAGUUUACCUUGCUGCAGCCCACCUGACAGCAGCUUUAAUGUCCACACAGUCAGAGUUAUUAAGAAGGACAAUGUAGCCUAUAGAUGUUAUCAGGGUUGGUAGACGGUGAAUGAUUGACAGUCGUGACGAGGCGUGGUGGUGGGUGUGAACAUGAUUGACAGCCGCGAGAAUUGUCCAAUCGCAUUAGAUCAAAACACAUUAAAACAAUACCAAUUCACUGCCAGUAAAAGUGGGAGUGUCUGGGGCGGCGCAGAACAGCGCCCCCUGGAAAAUCUGAAGAAACCAAUCAGACAGCAGCCUCAGGUCACCUGCUCGCCACAAGUUUGAGGGCUUACAUAAGGUAUGGUUUGGCCGGCGCCCCUCACCCAGGAAGUAUAUGUAUUCAGACAGGAAGUAUAUGUAUUCAGACAGGAACCAACCAAAUACCAUUUGAACCAGUAUUUAAUGGCUGCUGACAGGCGCUCACAGACUGACAACACUUUUAUUUCAUCAUUAUUUGCAUUACACAACUACAUUAUAUUUAACAUGUUUAAGUAGAUUUUCAUCUCUUCAUAUUUGAAGGGGGCGGCACCCAGCGCCCCGUACUGGCCAGCCGCCACUGGUCCAUGGUUUGAUGGGGGAGAGACGGGGUGUGUAUCGGGUGUGUGUUUGUGUGUAGGCGUGAGUGUGUAUCGCUACGUGAAUGAACACAAGUGCUGAUUUGUGAGUUUGAGAGAAUGCAAGAGCACAAAAUGCCUGCGCAGCAACAUCUGGCCACUAUUCCUCCUACGGCCCAGCUGUUUUCAGUGACUCCGAGCUACAUACUACAUCUGGGGUUUUUUUUUU